Messenger RNA from Cyphomyrmex costatus, 2157 nucleotides. RefSeq names its product serine protease rhomboid 6 (gene rho-6). The coding region runs from base 54 to 956 and encodes 300 amino acids. Gene Ontology annotation, molecular function: serine-type endopeptidase activity. The transcript is spliced from 5 exons. Gene Ontology annotation, cellular component: membrane. NCBI's taxonomy places the organism in Eukaryota, Metazoa, Arthropoda, Insecta, Hymenoptera, Formicidae. The record is from RefSeq and is a predicted model, not a curated record.
GCUGACGGUGACAUCAUGGAGUGAUUCGAUCGGACUUCGUAGCAGAUACUAAAAUGGACGCCGAGGCAGCGUUGUUGGAAAACUCGCCGACUUUGUCGACGAUAUCGUCGGAUUCUACGGAUGCGACAUACUCGGGACCCGGCUCGCCCUAUUCCCCGGAAUCGCCGAUCAUCGUCACGUCUUCCUAUAAAAAAAUACGUGACGAUGAAGUCACGCCCAGACCAACGCCCAGAUAUCCACUGCCAUCCAGGAAGCCGAGCUUCCGGAUACGACCGCCCUACCUUAUGAUCUGUAUCAGCAUCAUCGAGAUAACCGUCCACUGCCUGGGAGACGAAGCGACGUUACGGAGAUGGCUGGUCUACGAUCCACGUCAGAGGGUGCAGGGCUGGAGGUUCGCUUCCUACAUGCUGCUGCACUCGAACGCACUUCACCUCGCACUCAACGUGGUCAUUCAGCUGGUCCUGGCUACUCCACUCGAGGUGGAGCAAGGACGAAUAGGGGUGGCAACUAUCUAUCUGGGCGGCGGAGUCUGUGGUGCUCUAGGAGCGUCGCUUCUGCAACCAAGUCUUUAUCUGGUUGGCGCUUCGGCAGGUAUUUACGCGCUGCUCACGAGCCAUCUUGCUCAUCUCUACCUGUGUCACGGCGAACUGCGCUACGCCGGCUGGCGACUCGGAGCCGUUUUGCUGCUGGCCGGUGCGGAUAUCGCAUCGCUGCCCAUUCCUGCGUUGCUUGGAUGCGGCCGGGUCGGUUGGGCGGCACAUGUCGCGGGCGCGCUAGCGGGUCCACUUCUGGGUCUAGCCGUGUUCCCUAAUCAGAGCAAGAAAGACGCCCGGGGCCGUAGAUUUGUGCGAUACGUGCGGCUGCUGUCGGCCGUGAGCGUGAUGCUGCUGAUCGUUGGUGCCAUUCUCGGUAAUGUCUACUUGAUCGCCCUACCACAGCUCAGGAAGCCAUCCUGACAAAGGAUCGAGAUGCUCGUCAAGCUCUGCAGACAGUCCUUCCUGAUUGUGAAGAUCCGGGAGGCCGCCGAGAGCGUGUUCGAGUAGGCCCAUGCAAACUCGCGGGAUCCGUGCGAUCGAUCGCGUAACUGCCAAUGGACUUUUCUCCCCACUUCUCAUCCCUCAGAUCUCACGUGAAACUCGUGCAAUCCAGUCGUUUAUUAGACAAAAAGCAUUGCACCGAAACGAUAUACGAUCAAAACUUUAGGCAAUUGUGCAAAAGAAUUUCACGUUUCACUGCAGAGGAAAAUUAUGUGAUCAGCACACUGAGCCACUUGUGAAGGAACUCGAGUGAGCUUUACGCUCAGUGAAUUAGUAGGAAGAAACGCCAAACACCGAUGGCUCACUGAACUUGCCACUUGCUGCCAUUAGAAUCCUCUAGGAUCUCGAGAACUCAUUGCACAGAGUAUGCAGUAUAAAAUCAUAGAAGGAAGGUGACUCUUCGUCUGAUACUUCGAUAAAUUUGAUAUUAUACGAAUAUUGGUGAACGUCAUGACUUUUUCUACGGACAGGUAAGACGUUUAAAACUGCCGAUUACAACCCUGCCGAUAGGAUUGGGUCGUAUAUUUAGUAACACGAUUCUCAAUGAUUUCCCGUUAUAUCAGUCUCGGUAUAUAAGCGAACAAGAUAAACUAUGAAAGUGUGAAAUGUGUGUGUGUAUAAUAAAAAUGAGAAAAUUUUCUCCUAUAACAAUGUAUGAGGCUGAAGCGAAUAUACAUUGACAGUGCAUGUAAGUUUAUCCUGCAAUGGCAAACGAUUAUUGUAGAGAUUGUGAAAAGUAAUUUAUUUAAAUAAAUACAAGAAGCGCUAUUGUUAUGAUUCGCGUAAAAACCGCGAUCUCGAGUUAAAGCUAAUACGUCGCAAUGUUGAGGAGACAAUGGGAUAUCUUCAUUCUUUCUAUUAUUCAUAUUUAGCGUGUACGAGAUGUAUAAGCAGAUGUAUAAAAUAAAGCGAUCAUAUUACUUACAUAAACGUGUUAUGAUAUAACAAAAAUUUUAUUAAUGGCAAAUUAAAUGUAUUAAUCGUUAAUAAAGCAAAUUUUUAACGACGUGCAACUGAUCUCGAGCUGCGAAACUAUAAACUCUUCGUACAAACUAAUUCGCUGUUGUAGAAGUAACAUUGUAAUCCCGAAUUAUCUUUUGACGUUAUCAACUAAUUGUAG